Gallus gallus (chicken) is the source of this 2932-nucleotide messenger RNA. RefSeq lists its product as uncharacterized. The coding region runs from base 104 to 1798 and encodes 564 amino acids. The transcript has 2 exons. The record is from RefSeq and is a predicted model, not a curated record. Gene Ontology annotation, biological process: viral process. NCBI's taxonomy places the organism in Eukaryota, Metazoa, Chordata, Aves, Galliformes, Phasianidae.
GCCCGUGACGCGGAGAAGAGCCUGUGAGGUGGCGGCAGGUCGCGCACGGAAGACGUAUUGCGGUUAAGAGCCUGCGAGGUGGCGGCAGGUCGCAUACGUAACAAUGGACCAAGUCAUUAAGGUACUUGUGCAGUUUUGUAAGGACUACUUUGGAAAAUGUGCUCCUUCCCGGAAGGAGAUCGCGGCAGUUUUGUCGCUAUUAAAUGAGCUGGGGGAGCUGGACUCUCCCCGCUACGUUUUGGAUUCGAGUAGGUGGGACUUGCUCACCUCGGUGCUAUGCCAGCGCGCCAUGGCCAGUCAGAAGGCUACGGAACUUAAAACGUGGGGACUGAUAUUAGGAGCCCUUAAAGCGGCCAGAGUUGAGGGAAAGGUAUUGGUGGAGGCUCGAUACCUUUUGGGUCUCAGCGGAGGAGGUGAGACACAGGACCCGGUCGGGUCCGAUGGGGGUUCGGGAGCAGUUUCUUGCAGGGGCCGAGAGGAGACGGAGCCGCCAAUGACCGUUGGCGGGAUGGCGCCGGCUGAGCCGACCGCGCUCAGUUCAAAAGAAGACAAACAACAAGAGAGUGAAAGUUCGUUGUCUCGUCCCCCUCCCCCGUAUCCAAACCCCUCAGGUGGAACGUUGUAUCCUUUAUCAGAAUUACGUCAGUGUUACCUGACUCAAGGGGGCGGAGGAAGCUGUGAUCUACACGGGCAGGAUCAACUUAGUGCCCACAUGGGGAGGGACCAGACAGAAGGUCCGUCCAAUGCGGACAGGGGGCAUAGCCUACUGUCUCUGGUCACUCCCAGGGGCGGUAGUGCGAGUGAUAGUGUAGAAGAGAAAGAAGGGACUGGCUUUGAGUGCAGGGGGAGGGAUCAAAUGACGGACUGGAAUGGGAUUAGAUCGGAGGCUUUGGGAAAGGGUAUAGUUCCAGAGGCAUUCCGGGUGAUUGUGAGUGAUCGUGGUCCCGAAUGGGUGCCGCCUGACCCCGGGGGUGUUACGCGCCUGGUGGAAUUUAUGGAUAAAAGAGGCCUGAAAUCGCCUCUGACAUUAAAUGCACUACAAACUUUGGCUGCACUGGGGCCUCUCUUCCCCCGUGACAUCACAAACUUAAUGCGUACGGUGCUCAGGCUGGUUCAAUAUACGUUAUGGGAGACGGACUGGGUGGCCGAGUUGGGGGGCCGUGCCGGGGCGACAGGGGUCGGCCCGCACCGCUCCCUGCAUGGGACCGGAAUACAGCGGCUUUCAGGGAAGGCCGUGGGAGUGGCUUCGCCCCAGGGCCAGCUAGCGAGACUAAGGCCAGGGGAGCUAAUAGCAGCCACAGAUGCAGUGGUGGAAGCGUUUAAUAAACUUGUGCAUAAGGCCGAACCACCUACUCCGUGCACAGAUAUUACCCAGGGCCCGAAUGAAUCCUUUCAAAGCUUUACAGACAGGCUUUUAGCUGCUGCAGAGGGGUCUGAUCUCCUGGUACCGGCCCAAGGGCCAGUGAUCAUUGACUGCUUGCAGCAGAAAUCGCAUGACAAUGUUAAGGCAUUGCUGCGAGCCGGCCGAAGUACGCUUAAUACCUCGGGAGAAGUUAUUCAGUAUGUCUUAGAUAAGCUCAAGGUGGCUCAUUUAACUAAUGAAAGGCUAGUCACAGCUAUUGUCGUAGCUGUUGGCCUGCGACAGCAAAGAUCGCUGCAGCAGCAAGGGCUGUGUUUCCGAUACGGCCAGUAUGGCCAUGUUAGAGCACAAUGCCCCUGUGGGGGAGGCCAGUCAGGGCCUCCUGAUCACAGGAAGGGCUUGCUAAAGGGUAUCCGUGGUCGGGUAUGCAGCAGUUAAAUAUCAUGAAUCUGGGAAAUUCUGUGGGUACCAUCGCGAAAAGUAAUACCAGAUAUAAGUAGCAUAUCUGCAAAAACUGAGUCUAGGUGCGAGUUUUCUACAGAAAUUCUUCGUUGGCAGACCGAAGCCAACUCCAGAACAACUGAGGGACAGACGAUGGGAUCAAGAACCACUCGUCAAGAGGAGCACUACACCUGCAACGCUGACACUUCCGAUGUUGCUGAUAUUUAUGGUGUCCAUGGCGAUUACAGAGUGUCACAAACAACUACAAUGGACACAAGAACAUAUGCAGAAAAUUAAAGAAGAGCGUGAUCCCUUUGGAAGCUGGCUGGACGGACUGUUUGGGGGAACGGGUUCAUGGUUAAAGCAAUUGCUUAAAGCUCUCGCAGUAGGAUUUGCAAUCUUUGUGUGUAUUCUAAUCUGUCUUCCAUGCUUUGUAGGAUGCUUGCCUUCAACGAAUGAUGGACAAGACUUUUGACUAUCACAUUGAGUAUCAUAGAUUGCGUGAAAAAUUAUAGAGGGGUUUAGGUUGUUGCGUUCGUGCUGUAACGGGGCAAGGCUUGGCCGAGCACGGAAAAGAAUUCCCUGUUGCUCUGAUGAUUGCUUAAGAACUGUAGUAGAAAAUAGUAGGAAUAGUGUGCUGAAAUAUAUUUAGGAUUAGGCGUUUUGCGCUGCUUCGCGAUGUACGGGUUAGGUGUGUGUGUAAGUAGUAUUUAGCUUAGGGAGGGGGAGAUGUUGUAGUAGGCGUCUUGCGGGGGCACGGGAUGUACGGGACAGGCCUCUCCCUAAACAUAGAGAGAUAGUGCUAUCGUGCUGACCUUGUUGCAGAGAAAACAGGAGAAGAAGAAGGAUGAUAAAAGAAUGUGGAAACGGCCAAAUAAGGCACAAUGUUAUCUGGUGUGAACUAAUCAGAGUGGGACAUGACAGCACGGUUAUCUAGGUAAAAUGUAUAUAAGCUGUGUUUAGUAGUGAAUAAACGCCAUUUGCCUCACUUACUCCUGGGGUCUGGGUGAGCAUCUGGCCCCGACCUGGUAAAGGGUCGGUUUCGCCCAGCAGUAAGCCCUACAUGUGGACAGAGGACGAACACCGGACGAGCGAACGGAGACUACAUGCAACAGAACCGUAAGUGUAGAA